This is a messenger RNA of Melanaphis sacchari, 984 nucleotides long. RefSeq names its product dehydrogenase/reductase SDR family member on chromosome X-like. Bases 1 to 984 code for a protein of 327 amino acids. Lineage: Eukaryota; Metazoa; Arthropoda; Insecta; Hemiptera; Aphididae. The transcript is spliced from 7 exons. The record is from RefSeq and is a predicted model, not a curated record.
AUGUUUCAAAUGUUAACAACAUAUUUUAAAAUAAUACAAUACCAAAUUUGUUAUUAUUUUUUGGGAAUAUUUGCCGUUCUUGAUGAUUUAAAAAAUCGUGAUAAAAAUAAGUUGGAAAUUAUCAAUAAGCAAGGAAAAGUAGCUGUUAUUACUGGAGGUGCUCGAGGCAUUGGUUUGGAAGUAGUUAAGAAACUAGUUCAAUGUGAGAUGCAUAUUAUAAUUGGAUGCCGCCAUGUAAAUGCCGCUCAAAAAAUAAUCCAACAGCAUAUUAUGUAUGAUGCAUCAAUUGAAUUUUAUGAACUUGAUCUUAAAUCAUUUACUUCUGUUAAAAAUUUUGCAAAACAAGUAUUACACAAUCAUGAUCAAAUUCAUAUACUUGUAAAUAACGCUGGUGUUAUGUUUGUACCGUAUGAAAUAUGUGAGGAUGGUUACGAAGCACAUUGGACUAUCAAUUAUUUGAGUCAUUUUUUAUUAACAGAAUUACUAUUACCAGCUCUAAAAAAAUCAGGUUCGACAAAUGAGCAUGCAAGAAUAAUAAAUGUAUCCUCUUGUGCUCAUGAAGCUUCUCCUUUAAUUAAUUUUGGCUCAAUAAGUAACAGUCAAGGUUAUAUAACAAAUGCAGCUUAUGCAAAGUCUAAACUAGCUCAAGUAAUGUCAACUAAAUAUUAUAAUAAAAUAUUAGCAAACACUAACGUUCAAGUUUUUGCUGUACAUCCUGGUAUAGUAAAUACAGAGUUAUUUAAUGGAACAUUAUUGAAAAUGACAAUGCCAUGGAUAUUGAGUUACAUUUGCAAAACACCAGAGGAAGGGUCACGAAGUGUUGUUUAUGCUUGCAUUUCCCCAGAAUUAGAAGGAUGUGGUGGUUAUUAUGCAAAUUGUCAAAUUGCAAAAAAUUUAUCAUAUGCUGAUGAUGAAGAGACACAAAAAAAACUUUAUGAUACAUCCAUAUCUAUGGUAAAACAUUUUUUAAAGAAUGAUGAAUAA